CCGCCCUUUCUCUCAGAGUCAGACUCAGACACAUUCCACACACACACACACACACACACAUCAGGCCGGCCAUGAUGCACUCAUGCAUACUAGCUAUGAUCCAAAGGAAAUGAUCCCUCCCCCAUGCCUGCUGAACCUGUCUUUUGCUUUGGCGAGCACUGCCACUGUGCGCGAGCAUUGUAUAGCCAGCCGCGUAUGGGCAUCGCCCACUUUCAGUUUCGGGGCGCCAUCCUCCAUAUGCUGCUGCUGCUGGCUGCUGCUGCCUUGGCAUGACUAUGUCUAUGUGAUUGCUGCAUUGCAUCCCUCCAUUCCCUUGGCUCUUAGCCCUUGGUAGGAUUAGAGUAGCUAGGACCCAUCCCAUGCAUAUGCAUGUUCACUUGGUUAGGAGCGAGAGGGAUCGAGGAGGCUAGCUGCUGCUUGUGUGGUGAGUGAGAGGCCAUGAUCGAGUCCCAAAUCUCGGUCUGAUCAUGAUCAGGGGAGGGGGCCGCCACCGGCCGGGCUUUCUUUCCAAGUGGGUGUGGGCUACCAUUGGCGCUUGUUGAGAUGUGCAUGCAUGCAUGCAUGAUUUCGUCCUCUCUCUCUCUCUCUCUCUCUCUCUCUAUUUCUCUCGUGCUUUGCUUUGAUCAUGGCGCCCCGGCCCCCUGCCCCUGCCUGAUAACACCUCUCCCUGACCGCCUUGUUUCCCCGGCCUCCUGCUAGCCGCUGCUGCUCCUUUCUUUCUCGAUCGCCCGGGCCACAAGGAUUGCAAAGCAAAGCAAAGCAAACAACCACCACACAACACCUCACCCCCACCACACACGCACGCCAUUCGUUUCUGCUGGCAUGCGCCCUGCAGCCGUUUUAUUAGGAAACGCUCCCCUUUCCGUUUUAGUUUAGUGUAUAAGUGGCCAGCAGCAGCAGCAGCAGCUUCAAAGUUCUCAGCUCAGCAGCUAGCUAGCGCAUCUCAAAAUACCAGUGCUUCUUGCUUUCUCUAUCUACGUACUGCAUAUACCUGUGCUGGACUUUGCUGCUGCUUCCAGCUGGCCGGUUCCAUUCCUGGGACGAGCUGAGGCUAGCUACCACUACGUCCUUCAGUGGUGGUUGGCGUUUCAGUAGACUGUCAGCUGUGUUUCUCUGCAUGAUUUGAUAAGUUUCAGUUUCAGGUUCUUUUUUUUUUUAAUUCGGUAUCUACGACGUUUGCCACCCAAAGAUGACCGGCAGCAACGCGUCUUAUCAGCAGCAGCUCGGCCUCGGAGUCGGAGUCGGAGUCGACGCCAUGACGAGGAACUGCUUCGUCAGCGGCGAUGGCAGUGAUAUCAUCAGCGCCGACGCCGCACCCCUCUUCCACGUCCCGGAGUACACGCCCAGCAGCGGCUUUGGGUUUGUCGGCGAACCGGCGGCAGCGGACAUCGCCGCCUCGAGCUUCCCGGCGGACGGCUCGGUGCUGCUUGCCGGCCACCAGCUGCUCCGUGCCACCGCGCUGCAGAGCGUGUCGCCGGAGGAGACGACGCACGCUGGUGGUGCCUACGGCGUCACCGGCGGCGGGUCGUACUCGUACUCGUACGUCCCGUCGCCCUGGGAUGUCACCGUGGCUCACGCGCCCAGGAUGGCCAAGCAGCUUAGUAUCGCCGGCGAGCCGGCGGAAGGCGGAUGGAUCCACGAGUCCUCGUACUACUGCCCGACGACGUGGUUCUCUGGUCACGCGCAGUUCGCCGGGGCGCCGGCGAGCGAGUUGUCGCUCAGGCUGCGCGCUGGGUCCUCGCCGACGGCAGGUGCUGUGAGUGCGAGCCUGCCGGAUCAGUCCUCGGAGGUCAGCUGCUCUGGCCCCGGUCUGUUCCAGCCUCCUUGCGGCGCCGGCGGACAGGUGGUGCGUCAGGUGCCCAUGCACUUCUCGCAGGUCCUGUCGCGGUGGUCCGGGUACGCCAACAUCGCACAGCAGGCGCUGGACGAGUUCGUCGGCUGCCUGCUGCAAGACGUGGCCGGGUUCGCCGGCUUCACCACCGGUGGCGGUGAGGCGAGCUGCCCGCUGCCAUCAUCAAGCUGCUCCAAGACGACGUCGUCAUCCGACCCGAACCCGUCGAUGUUUCUUGGCUCAGAGGAGCACAAUCAUAAGCUCAAGAACGAUCUCCAGAAACUGUUACAGAUUAUGGACCAACGGUGCAAGCAAUGCAUGGACGAGAUCCAGAGCGCGGCAUGCAAGUACGGCAGCCUGGUGCGCCCGGGCGGCGGCGCGCUCUCGGCGCCGUUUGCGCACGGCGCGGUGUCAGCGAUGCACCGGAGGCUCAGGGCGCGGAUCACAGGCGAGAUCGCGGCGGCCACGCGGAGAGGGGAUCAGCCGUCGUCGUCGUCGUCGCUGUCGCUGACGCUGGCCGACAGGGAGCGCAGCUGGGAGUCGGCCUUCAUCCAGAAGCACUGGGCGCUGCGGCAGCUCCGGCGCGGCGACCAGCAGUCGUGGCGGCCGCAGCGCGGCCUCCCGGAGAAGUCCGUGGCCGUGCUCAAAGCCUGGAUGUUCGAGAACUUCCUCCGCCCGUACCCGAAAGACAACGAGAAGGAGAUGUUAGCAGCUAGGAGCGGCCUGAGCAGGAGCCAGGUUUCCAACUGGUUCAUCAACGCCCGCGUUCGGCUGUGGAAGCCGAUGAUAGAGGAGAUGUACGAGGAUCUCAAGAAGGCCUCGGGAGGAAUGGAGGGUGUGUGAUUGCCUGAAAAAGUGAGCAGCAGGGAUUGCAGUUUAAAGCUAUAUAAGAUGGUGAUUUCCCCACAUCCAGGAUGGAAUUGUGUAAUCGCAGCGUUGCUCCGGGGGCUUUUACACAAGCAUUGUUGCUGCCACCCUGUGAUCUAUAUAUAUGUAUAACCUUGUAAUCGCCUUGGCGUAUAUAUAGAACUAUCAGAAUCUGCAACUUGCACCGUAGGUCCUUUGCUGUCACAGUGUCA
Molecule: messenger RNA, 2910 nt
Organism: Sorghum bicolor (sorghum)
Lineage: Eukaryota; Viridiplantae; Streptophyta; Magnoliopsida; Poales; Poaceae
Product: homeobox protein ATH1
Exons: 5
Coding region: 1190-2674 (494 amino acids)
Biological process (GO): regulation of transcription by RNA polymerase II
Molecular function (GO): DNA-binding transcription factor activity, RNA polymerase II-specific; RNA polymerase II cis-regulatory region sequence-specific DNA binding
Source: RefSeq, a predicted model, not a curated record